AACAGAUUUCAAACUUACAGCCGAGAUAGAUAAACUUAGGCAGGAGAACGCAGGGUUGGCAGAACUUAAAAGAAAACUGAGGCAAGCAUUACAACCACUUCCUCUAUUCCAUCAUUUCAUACCUCUAAUUUAUGAGAUAAGAUAUUCUACUAGUUCUAUAUUAGUGGAUUCUAAACUUUAUUUCUUUGGAGGUUGGGGUAAAAAUUCUGAUGGGAGUCAAGGAUGUCAAAAUAGUGUAUUUUAUUUAGAUACUUUAUCCUCGUUUAGCACGUCGGGUAGCAUUCCGUGGAUUGACCUUACAUCAAUCGCUGCCAUUCCAGUGGGAACUUGCUGGCAAGUUAGUGCAUUGGAUACUAUAAACAAUACAAUAUAUAUGUUUGAAGGCUCAAUGGUUAAUAGUAGUAAUCAAGUCAGUGCACUUGAUACUUUGGUCUACGCGUUUAAUACAAAAAGUCAACAAUGGAGUAAACCAACAAUUUCGGAAACCCCUCCACCCAGACGAAUGGAGUUCCAAAUUGCACAAGAUAGAUCUAAUAAAGUUUAUGUGUUUGGUGGACUAUCGGGUCCUUUAACAGGUUCUCAAAAUACCACUUGGUUCAGUGAUAUGAACAUUUUAGAUAUUACAAGAUUAUCUUGGUUGAUAGUUGCAGCUUCUGGCCUUGAUUAUCCUCUACCUCAGGCUGAUUUUACUGCCACGCUACUGACUAACGGAACGAUAGUAUAUAUCGGAGGUAGACAAGCCACUACUGCUUAUGGAACGGGAAUAAGUUAUAGACCGAUGGACAAGAUAUGGGCUUUUGAUACUAAAAGAGCCUUUUGGAACUUGAUUACCGCAACCGGAAUUAUACCCGGUAAUGUUACGUUGCAAACCACUGUGGAACCCGGUCCAACUUCCAACAUAUAUCUUCUCGAUAUUAGUAACAAAUCUAAUUAUACGUGGAUCACUUCGUUCAACGCUAACUCAUCCAAUCCUACUUCCACCACCGGAUCAUCUACAGAAUCUGCACCCACGUAUUCUGUUCAACCAUUGAAAACUAAUACUGUAUUAUCAUCCAAUCUUGCUCUCAUUUUAGGUGUUUCAAUUGGAUGCACUGUAUCUUUAGUAGUUAUUGUAGUCAUUGCUUUCUUACUUCUUCGGCGUUGGUUGAAAUAUAAAAAGUUUGCUGCAACUCAAGAGUUGGCUAAUAGUUCAUCAUCUUCUGACUAA
Messenger RNA from Cetraspora pellucida, 1207 nucleotides. Lineage: Eukaryota; Fungi; Glomeromycota; Glomeromycetes; Diversisporales; Gigasporaceae. The record is from the annotation of a GenBank genome assembly.